Messenger RNA from Cadophora gregata, 1125 nucleotides. It is a transcript of the gene LAD1, whose product is annotated as L-arabinitol 4-dehydrogenase. Gene Ontology annotation, biological process: D-sorbitol catabolic process. The record is from RefSeq and is a predicted model, not a curated record. Gene Ontology annotation, molecular function: L-iditol 2-dehydrogenase (NAD+) activity. The transcript has 2 exons. NCBI's taxonomy places the organism in Eukaryota, Fungi, Ascomycota, Leotiomycetes, Helotiales, Ploettnerulaceae. The coding region runs from base 1 to 1125 and encodes 374 amino acids.
AUGGCGCCCUCAGCAACAGAAUUCAUUCCGGUGAAAAUGGACAAAGUGUCCAAGCCCAAUAUUGGGGUAUACACGAACCCACAGCACGACUUGUGGGUUGCCGAGGCAGAGCCUUCGCUGGAAAGUGUGCAGAAAGGGAAUUCGUUGAAGGAAGGAGAAGUGACGGUUGGCAUCAAGAGCACUGGAAUCUGCGGCUCUGAUGUCCAUUUCUGGCACGCAGGCUGCAUUGGCCCCAUGAUCGUUGAAGAUACACACAUUCUAGGUCAUGAAUCAGCAGGCGUUGUACUGUCUGUCCACCCCUCCGUCACAUCCCUCAAAGUCGGCGACCGAGUCGCGGUCGAACCCAAUAUCAUCUGCGGAGAAUGCGAGCCCUGUUUGACAGGCCGAUACAAUGGCUGCGAUAAAGUGCUUUUCCUCUCUACCCCGCCUGUUCCUGGUCUCCUGAGAAGAUACGUCAACCACCCUGCAGCUUGGUGCCACAAGAUCGGCGAUAUGUCAUUUGAGGACGGAGCAUGCCUGGAGCCUCUCAGUGUUUCCUUAGCCGCGAUGCAGAGAUCAGGCGUCCAGCUCGGAGACCCAGUACUGAUUUGCGGCGCUGGUCCAAUCGGUUUGAUCACCCUAUUAUGCUGUCAAGCAGCUGGAGCCUGUCCACUCGUUAUCACAGACAUCGAUGAAGGUAGACUUGCUUUUGCGAAGAGCCUCGUGCCGUCCGUCACCACCUUUAAAGUCUCACGACAAUCACCCGAAGACUCCGCCGAAGCGAUAGUCAAAGCAUUCGGGGGCAUCGAACCCGCAAUCGCCCUGGAAUGCACAGGUGUCGAGAGCAGUAUUUCGGCCGCCAUCUGGGCCGUUAAGUUCGGCGGCAAGGUCUUCGUGAUCGGUGUUGGUAAGAACGAGAUGAACAUCCCGUUCAUGCGUUUGAGCGUUCGAGAGAUUGAUCUGCAAUUCCAGUACAGAUACUGCAAUACCUGGCCACGCGCUAUCCGGCUCGUGCAGAGCGGUAUCAUUGAUAUGAAGAAGCUGGUUACACACAGAUUUGAGUUAGCGGACGCGGUGAAGGCUUUCCAGACGGCGGCAGAUCCGAAGACAGGUGCUAUUAAGGUGCAAAUAAAGAGCGAGGACUGA